UGAGUAUGAACGAUAUGCGCUGCCGAUUCUGUAAACAAGCGCUCGGAGCGUGACCAUGGCGCGAGGCUCGAGCUCACGACCGCGUCCACAAUUAUUCUCCCCUUAAGCCCUUACCCUCACCGUGAACCACUUUCCAACGAGUGGGGACAUCCGUCAUGUGGUACUUUUGCCUUGCAUUGAAGAAAGUGCUGAUAGUUGAUGACUCGCAGAGAAGCGAUCUGUAUGACCAGUACAACACGUUCCCUCUGCGCCAUUUUUCCCUUUCACCCGUGUUUGCACUUCGAUACUUCACUGUCCCAUCGUUACUGGCAGCAAUGUCCUCGCCAUCCAUUGCAAGGAUGGCAUCAUGAUGGCUGCCGACAACCUCGCAUUUUACGGCGCGCUCUCUCGCUUCAGAAAAUCCAGUGUCUGUACUCGGUGGGCUCAUCCACCGUCGUCGGGAAAUCCGGAGGCAUGUCUGACUUCCAAUACAUUCAGCACAGGCUCGAUGAGCUCAUGGUCGAAAAAUUCACCUAAGGUGAUGGGCACGAGCUGGGUCCUGCUGAGCU
Laetiporus sulphureus 93-53 is the source of this 548-nucleotide messenger RNA. RefSeq lists its product as uncharacterized. Lineage: Eukaryota; Fungi; Basidiomycota; Agaricomycetes; Polyporales; Laetiporaceae. The record is from RefSeq and is a predicted model, not a curated record. The coding region runs from base 199 to 516 and encodes 105 amino acids. The transcript is spliced from 4 exons.